GACAUCACCUGCACACGGCCAACUGCUGUUUACUUUCUGCUGGCGACCGACGUGACUGGACCGAGGUCUACAGGCUGAAGGAGAACUGCGGAAAUGGUGUCUACUGGACAUGGAGAAGAUGGCGAGGAGGUGAAGAGGAAGAGAGAAGACAAGAGGAAGGAGGAAGAAGAAGGUGAAGAUGGAGUCAAGAGGAGGAGAGGAGAUGACGAUGGAGGAUCAGAGGAUGAGGAGCCAACACCUGGGAUGGUGUCCACUGGACAUGGAGAAGAUGGCGAGGAGGAGAAGAGGAAGAGGGAAGAGGAAGGCGAGGAUGGAGUCAAGAGAAGGAGAGGAGACGACAAUGGAGGAUCGGAGGAUGAGGAGCCAACACCUGGGAUGGCGUCCACUGGACAUGGAGAAGAUGGCGAGGAGAAGAGGAAGAGAGAAGGCAAGAGGAAGAGGGAAGAGGAAGGCGAGGAUGGAGUCAAGAGGACGAGAGGAGACGGCGAUGGAGAAUCAGAGAAUGAGGAGCCAACACCUGGGAUGGCGUCCACUGGACAUAGAGAAGAUGGCGAGGAGAAGAGGAAGAGAGAAGGCAAGAGGAAGAGGGAAGAGGAAGGCGAGGAUGGAGUCAAGAGGAGGAGAGGAGACGGCAAUGGAGGAUCAGAGGAUGAGGAGCCAACACCUGGGAGCAGCCAAGGAACAUUGGGCACCUACCCCAGACUAACGGUCAGCAGCUACCAUCUCCACCAGCUCCUGGGUAGGGGCAACUUUGGCAAAGUGGUCCUGGCAUCAGUCCCUGGUCAAGACACCUAUAUGGCCAUAAAAAUCAUUAACAAAAAAGAGGACAACGAGGAUACCAUCAAGAGAGAGCUACGGAUACUCCUGGCGGCCCGAGACUGUCCGUUUCUAUGCCACCUCUACGCCGCACAUCAGUCUUUGGAGCGUGCCUACUUCAUCACAGAAUAUCUGUCUGGCGGCAGUCUGGAGGAUUUGAUCAGGGUGUGCGGCUAUCUGGACAUCGACAACAUAAGGUUCUAUGCAGCAGAGAUGGUAUGUGGGCUCCAGUUCCUCCAUGGACAGAACAUCGUCCACAGAGACCUCAAGCCGGAGAACAUCAUGUUGGAUGCAGAAGGCCACAUCCGCAUCAUUGACCUGGGCCUGGCACAAGAUGGAGUCACCCCCUCCAGUAGGAUCGAUGGAGUGACAGGAACAUUCUACUACAUGGCCCCGGAGGUGCUUCUCGGGAAGGAGUAUUGUACAGCAGUUGACUGGUGGAGCCUCGGGAUUGUGUUGUGCAGGAUGGUAACAGGACGCUUCCCAUUUUACAUCGGCCACAGCAAGCAGAAGGUUUUCAGAGCCAUCACCAGAAAGGAGCCGAAAUUUCCACCCGGGCUGGAUGCUGCUAUUGAACAUCUCAUCACUCAACUGCUACGCAAGAAUCCGGACAAGCGCCUGGGGGUGCGAAGAAACAUCCGGACGCAUCCAUUCUUUUUCACCAUUGGCUGGGAGGAGCUGGAGGAGAAGAGAGCAGAGCCACCAUGGAAGCCGUAUAAGACAGUUCUGCAAAAUCACCAUCUGCAGUGGCCAGAGGACACAGAGACUCCCCAUCAUGUGACCGGAUUCAAUUAUACGUCACCAAGCUGGGCCCGUGGAUGAGAAGAUCUGGACUCUGAGGACCCCGCGGCAACUGCCCAGACCCUCCGGUCUCUUGACCCCAUGCCUCAUGUCUCUGCUGCUGUUACCUUGGCUGCCCUAGAACAUAAUCUCCCGCCUCAACAUUGACUUGGCAUCCUUCAAUCCAGGGCUGGCAUCCAACAUCACUGCAGCCCGAAGAUCCUCUAUGCCCCAGGAGCGGCCUGUGCUUAGAUUCCAUCUGGUGAGUUCAGGAACAAUAUUCGCAUGUUGUGGUCCUGGGAUGCUGAGUGAUGUCUAUUAUCCCUGAACUCACCCAAGCACAGGCCGGGUAAGUACCACACUCACCACAACCCACACACACACCACACACACUACACAAUAGGGAUAAGUGCACACACAUAGACACAUACCACAGAUAGGGGACAUAUAUCGGCUUGAUCCAGGGAUUUAUUCUGACCGCCAUAUUUGGGGUCGGGAAGGAAUUUUUUCCCCUGAUUUGAGGACAAUUGGCUCAUUCCUUACAGGGGGUUUUCGCCUUCCUCUGGAUCAACAUAGCCGUAAAUAGGUUUAGCAAAUUAAUAUCAUGAAUUACCCUAUUAGUAACACAACAAAUUCUAAAAAACGUAAUAAUAAAAAAUAAUAAUAAUAAAACAAUAAUAUAUAUAUAUAUAUAUAUAAAUAUAUAUUUUUUAAUAUUAUCUUAAAAUUGUAUUUGUUCCAACCAUAAACAUUAGA
Hyla sarda is the source of this 2352-nucleotide messenger RNA. Its product is annotated as protein kinase C delta type-like. Gene Ontology annotation, biological process: protein phosphorylation. Gene Ontology annotation, molecular function: ATP binding; protein serine/threonine kinase activity. Lineage: Eukaryota; Metazoa; Chordata; Amphibia; Anura; Hylidae. The record is from RefSeq and is a predicted model, not a curated record. The transcript is spliced from 3 exons. Bases 94 to 1638 code for a protein of 514 amino acids.